AUGGCAACGAGUAUUGAUCCCACAGAUUACGUCGAGGUUGAAAAUGGAACUUUAACCUUUUCGAAUGAGAAACAGCAGGCUAAAUUUGAAUUAGGAGUAUGCAUGGCGGUAUACAAGUGGGAAGAGUUAGCAACUGCUGUUGAAAACUCUUGGGGCGGACCCAAGUCAGCAGAAAAGAGAGAUUGGAUCAGUGGAAUAGUGAUCGACUUGUUUAAGGAAUCUCAUGCAGUGGAUAUUCAGUUGAUCGAAGAGACUUUGUUGUACGCAAUGGUAGAUGAGUUUGAUGUGCAAGUGGAUAAUGACUCUGCAUUGGAAAUUGCAGCAUUGGUGAUGGCUUUUUAUAAGCAAGUGCAAGAUCAAAAAUACGAUCAAAUUGAUGCUUUGUAUGCAAAGUGGCAGGAGAAGAGUAACACACAAAGAGGAAAUAGGCAGGUGCAUAUAGACGAAGAUCCGAAUAACCCAGAUGUAUCCGACAGUGAAGACGAUGAAGGUGAAGGCGAUGAUGAAGAUGAUAUGGAAAUAGACGAGGAGAAGCCACAGCACAAGGAUGAACCAGUUAUUGAUGACGAUGGGUUCCAAUUAGUACAGAAAAAGGGUAAAAGGCGGUAA
Molecule: messenger RNA, 609 nt
Organism: Lodderomyces parapsilosis
Lineage: Eukaryota; Fungi; Ascomycota; Pichiomycetes; Serinales; Debaryomycetaceae
Gene: TSR2
Product: Tsr2p
Exons: 1
Coding region: 1-609 (202 amino acids)
Biological process (GO): maturation of SSU-rRNA from tricistronic rRNA transcript (SSU-rRNA, 5.8S rRNA, LSU-rRNA)
Cellular component (GO): nucleus
Source: RefSeq, a predicted model, not a curated record